GGCGGCGGCGGCCGGGCCUAGGCGGCUCCGACCAUGUCGGGCGAGGAGGAGGCGGCCGAGCUCACCAUCGCCGAGGACCUGGUGGUGACCAAGUACAAGAUGGGGGGGGACAUCGCCAACCGGGUCCUGCGUGCGGUGGUUGAAGCGGCAAACUCUGGAGCAUCAGUUCUCUGCUUGUGUGAAAAGGGAGAUGCCAUGAUCAUGGAAGAGACUGGCAAAAUUUUCAAGAAGGAAAAAGAAAUGAAAAAAGGUAUUGCCUUCCCAACGAGUAUAUCGGUAAAUAACUGUGUCUGUCACUUUUCCCCCUUGAAGAGUGACCAAGAUUACAUCCUCAAAGAUGGAGACUUGGUCAAAAUUGACUUGGGAGUCCACGUUGAUGGUUUCAUAGCUAAUGUAGCACACAGUUUUGUCAUAGAUGCAUCAAAGGAAAACCCUGUGUCAGGUCGUAAAGCUGAUGUCAUCAAGGCAGCUCAUCUCUGUGCUGAAGCUGCUCUGCGCUUGGUAAAGCCUGGAAACCAGAACACGCAAGUGACAGACGCUUGGAACAAAAUAGCCCACUCGUUUCACUGCACACCAAUUGAAGGGAUGCUGUCACACCAGCUGAAACAGCAUGUGAUUGAUGGAGAGAAAACAAUCAUCCAGAACCCUACAGACCAGCAAAAGAAGGACCACGAAAAAGCAGAAUUUGAGGUCCAUGAAGUUUACGCUGUUGAUGUUCUUGUCAGCACUGGAGAGGGAAAGGCAAAGGAUGCUGGACAGAGAACUACAAUUUACAAAAGGGACCCCUCCAAACAGUAUGGCUUGAAGAUGAAAACCUCCCGUGCCUUUUUCAGUGAGGUGGAGAGGCGCUUUGAUACUAUGCCAUUUACUCUCAGGGCAUUUGAGGAUGAGAAAAAGGCCAGGAUGGGGGUGGUGGAAUGCGCCAAACAUGAGCUGCUCCAGCCUUUCAAUGUCCUUUAUGAAAAGGAAGGAGAGUUUGUUGCACAGUUCAAAUUCACAGUGCUUUUAAUGCCCAACGGUCCUAUGAGGAUAACCAGUGGCCCCUUUGAGCCAGAGCUCUACAAGUCAGAGUUUGAAGUGCAAGAUGGAGAACUGAAGGCACUUCUACAAAGUUCUGCAAGCCGGAAGACCCAGAAAAAGAAGAAAAAGAAGGCCUCUAAGAACGCAGAGAAUGCCACCACAGGAGAAACAGCGGAAGAGAAUGAAGCUGGCGACUGAACAGCUCCCUCCAUGUAGCACCCAAUUCACACACACUUGCCCCUUUUCUCCCCCAAAACAGAAACGAAAUAAUCUAGCGCUGUUUCUUUUACGACCAAACAACAAACAGUCUGGACUUCCCACUGACUACAACCAGCUCCUAUUGACUUUGCCAUUGAGGGAGAAUUCCCUCAGCCACUUCAGACUACUUAAAAAAGAAAACAGAAAAAUGAAAUCAGGAGUAAAAGCUAGUCUAUAUCCACUCUUUCUAACCUUUUGUACUACUCAUACUUGUUAAAGAGGUGAACAACUAAGCUGUUCUUGGUGAGAGAGGGAGUUUAGAGAGCUGCCUGCUUUCUUCUUCCUACUCCUCCCUUUUUUUUAAUUUCUCCCUUUACAGAUUUUCAGGGGUGGGGGGGAACAGCUGAUUAAACCUGAGAAAGUGACCCGUGUUUAGUGAUAUGGUACUCAUGGACGGUGUAAGGUAAUCUGCCUCAGCACUAUCUCAGCUCCUCCCCGUCCAUGUAGACAUUCUCUCACUGUAACUGUUAUCUUGGAGCAGAAGACUUCUUGCUCUUUCUUUUAGCCUCUAGAUUGUACAUUUAAAAUUGGGAAAAGUCGUAUCAAAUUUUAUGUCCCCUAUGAGACUGUAGACUGUUCUGUCUACUGCGUUCUGUCUGAGCGUUGCUUUACAUAUAAACGCUCUAUUUUUUUAAUAUGCCGCUCUGAUAAGCCUGUUUUUUGACAGUCCGACGUGUAUGGAAGCACACUAUUGAAGUCAGCAUUCCCUGUGCAAAAGCUCUGCUGCAGGGCAAGAGGCAGGCGAGCUGACCACCCCUGUGUAAUGCCCACCGCUUGGCAGUAUGUAAUUUCCUGGUAUCCUGGGGAGUUUAUUCUUCCCUGUGGCUGGUUUCUAUGGCCCCUGAAUGUUCCACUCUUAUGUGCAUUGGAUCUCUCAAAAGAAUAUCCUCUUUGCACAUGCUCCUCUCAUUGGUGAAAUCAACUAGAGAAAUGCUACAGCAGUUGUCAGACUUGGACUACAGUUCAUCCAGGGGUAUCACUCUUUAAGUUUCUUCUUUUUUCUUUUUUCUUUUUUUUUUUUUUUGGUGUUUUUGUUUUUAAGAGAAAAACAGAUUGAAUUUUAUGUAUUUGAAUGUGAGGGUUCUUCCUUUGCUGAUAUCCUCUGACCAGGUCUAUGGUUAUCCACCUUCUGUAGCUAAAUUUGGGGAAAGCUUCUUGCCUCUAAAAAUGCCCUUUCAGACAGCUCUCGUGCUUCUCCACAGGCCAAGUGCUUCCUUGCCAACAUCUGGGUUUUAAAACCUAAACUCAAAACAUGCAAAUAUUACCAAAGUUUAAGUCAAUAAAAGAAAAUAAACGAUGUGAUUUUUUUUUCUGAAUUUUUCCAUCUCUGUCUGCAAACUGUCUGCUCCUAUUUUCUGUCCUAUCCAGCUCUUCUGCGGGGCCCUUGGGCAGGUGGAUAAAAGCAGAUACGCUGCGGGGAAUACCCUGAAUGGAUGCGGGGUAGCUACCCAUCAAACACUGAAGCCAGAGACAGGAGGGCUCCUGUCCAAAUCACUGGUGUAGUUUAGGCAGCUCCUAAAUGUUAACCAUGAACCUAAGGGGGAAAAAAAAAAAACUUGUUCCCAAAGAGGAACAUUUUAGCAUUUAUAAGCAAUAUACUGUCUUCUGUAGAAGAAAGGCAGAGCUAAUCUUUCUCAUAGUCCACAAUACAGAUUUAUAAACCACUAAGACUUGCUGGAGGUUUAUUUAAUUUUCUAUUUUUACUUUUAAAAAAAAUUGUACCUCUUGAUACAAGCAACAAAAAUGCAGUUGUUAAAAGUUUGAAAAGCGAGAACUCCCAAGAAGCACUCUGUAACUGACUUUUUCCAAAUAAAAUUGACUAGUGACAUCUGUUUGGACAGAAAA
This is a messenger RNA of Rhea pennata, 3123 nucleotides long. RefSeq names its product proliferation-associated 2G4 (gene PA2G4). The coding region runs from base 34 to 1218 and encodes 394 amino acids. The record is from RefSeq and is a predicted model, not a curated record. NCBI's taxonomy places the organism in Eukaryota, Metazoa, Chordata, Aves, Rheiformes, Rheidae. The transcript is spliced from 13 exons.